Molecule: messenger RNA, 351 nt
Organism: Postia placenta MAD-698-R-SB12
Lineage: Eukaryota; Fungi; Basidiomycota; Agaricomycetes; Polyporales; Adustoporiaceae
Exons: 3
Source: RefSeq, a predicted model, not a curated record
AUCUUGAUCAGCAUCAAACCCAAGGUCAACGACAGCAGGCGGCGGACAUGGUCUUCUAUAUGCACCGAGCUCCAGCAACUGGCCUCGCUCGCCGAGUCAAUUACAAGACAGCGCCCCCGGUCGAACAAAGAGUGGGCCCACAUCGCCGACACCCUAGAUCGUGAAGGCAAGACAGGCGUAGAACUGUGGAACGCGUCUGCGCGCAUACGCGAAGCCAAUGAUGAUGAGAGCCUAGCCGUCUCCGCUGCAUUGAGGCUAGCUGGCUUCCGCCUUGUGGAGGCCGGGCUGCAGCAGAAGCCGGACGUUGAGAGUGCGCCGUUUCAUUCAUUGUGUGACGCACGGAGCCAUUAA